Molecule: messenger RNA, 1493 nt
Organism: Myotis davidii
Lineage: Eukaryota; Metazoa; Chordata; Mammalia; Chiroptera; Vespertilionidae
Gene: ZFP1
Product: ZFP1 zinc finger protein
Exons: 4
Biological process (GO): regulation of transcription by RNA polymerase II
Molecular function (GO): DNA-binding transcription factor activity, RNA polymerase II-specific; RNA polymerase II cis-regulatory region sequence-specific DNA binding
Source: RefSeq, a predicted model, not a curated record
CUGGUGGAAAUGAAAGUCCAAGCCAAGGGGUUAUCGUGGCCAGCGCUCGGCCCAGCGGGCUAAGCCAGGCGAAGACUUUCCUGAGAGUCCCUAGAUCAUGGCCCCGCGGGUUUAUGGGAAAUGUAGUCUCGGAGAUCGCUGGACCGGUCCUCGGAGGACCCUGGGAUGGCUAGCAGCCGCUGCAUCUGCGCAUGUGCGAAGCUGUGAGCGCACCGGCGGCCGCCCUUCCCCCACCUUCAGCCGCGAGUGGGUGACAGGGCCCUGGGUUUCCACGUAUCUUCGCCGCCCCGCGCUGUGACCGGGCCGGGCACUGAGCCACGAGUGGAGACUGGCCCCUCUAGGUCUGCCUUCAUAUCUGUGCCUUUACCUAAAAGCUACAGAAAAUGAACAAGUCCCAGGAGGAGUGGGAGCAGCUGGACCCAUCGCAGAGGAUCCUGUACAUGGAUGUGAUGCUGGAGAACUACAGCAACCUACUGUCAGUGGAGGUGUGGAAGGCUGACGACCAGGUGCAGCGGGAGCACAGUGACCCCGAGGAGCAGGCGCGGCCAUUCAUAAUCUGCAAGAACCAAACCCCCAUUGAGGAAAGAAGUGAUCUCUUUGAAAAAUCAUUCAAUCUGAGCACAGACUUUGUUUCUUUAAGACAAGUGCCCUAUAAAUAUGACUUGUAUGAAAAAACUUUGAAAUACAGUUCAGACUUACUUAACAGUGACAGCUAUAUAAGGAAGCAAGCUGAUGAGUAUAACGGAUUUGGAAAAGCACUUCUCUAUCUAAAGCAAGAGAAAACCCAUCCUGAAAUGGAAUACGCAGAAUAUAACAAAAUUGGGAAAGCCUUCAGCCAUAAAGAAGCCAUUUUUAAACAUCAGAAAAUUAGAAAUUUGGUGCAGCCCUUCAUUUGUAAUUACUGUGACAAGGCUUUUUCCUUUAAGUCACUCCUCAUCAGUCAUAAGAGAAUACAUACUGGAGAAAAGCCGUACGAGUGUAAUGUCUGUAAGAAAACCUUCUCCCAUAAGGCAAACCUCAUUAAGCAUCAGAGAAUUCAUACUGGGGAGAAACCCUUUGAAUGUCUUGAAUGUGGGAAAGCCUUCACCCAUCAGUCAAACCUCAUUGUACACCAGCGAGCACACAUGGAGAAGAAGCCCUAUGAGUGCAGUGAGUGUGGCAAGACCUUUGCCCAGAAGUUCGAACUCACUACCCACCAGAGAAUUCACACAGGGGAGCGACCCUAUGAGUGUAAUGAAUGUGCAAAAACAUUUUUCAAGAAAUCAAACCUCAUCAUACAUCAGAAAAUUCACACGGGAGAGAAACGCUAUGAGUGCAGUGAAUGUGGGAAAUCCUUCAUCCAGAACUCACAACUCAUUAUACAUAUGAGAACUCAUACGGGGGAGAAGCCCUACGAGUGUACAGAAUGUGGCAAAACAUUCAGCCAACGGUCAACUCUUAGGCUUCACCUGCGAAUCCAUACGGGGGAGAAGCCAUAUGAGUGUUCUCUGUGG